Sipha flava (yellow sugarcane aphid) is the source of this 5943-nucleotide messenger RNA. RefSeq names its product TATA-binding protein-associated factor 172 (gene Hel89B). NCBI's taxonomy places the organism in Eukaryota, Metazoa, Arthropoda, Insecta, Hemiptera, Aphididae. The coding region runs from base 410 to 5755 and encodes 1781 amino acids. The record is from RefSeq and is a predicted model, not a curated record. The transcript is spliced from 33 exons. Gene Ontology annotation, molecular function: DNA binding; ATP binding; ATP-dependent chromatin remodeler activity.
CUAAUGGCCGCCAGUAUAAAUGUGCCUUUCAUCCGGUCGACAUGGUCGUUGUUCGUGUUGUUGUUUGCCGCCAUCUGCGCGCCGACGUAACCAUUGGCAGCCGCCACGAAAGUUUGAACGCCGUUGUACCGUCACCGCCUGCGUUGUUUCGCCAGAUCGGACGACCCGUCGCUCGAGAAAAAUGCGCUGACCAUCGGCACAACCACCCGGACUACCGUCGCCGAUGCCGCCACCACCAGUUCUAUUCGCCAAAAUCUGCCCACCCGUGUCGCCAACACGAUAAUGAUGACGUAGUACGGAUCGUUAUGUGCCCAAAAAAAAAAAAACCUUGAACCGCAACACACGAAUAAUGAGUCGCCCAACAGGCUGUUUUUUUGAAUACUAACACAGAAAUUCAUCAGUCAUCAAAAUGACGUCUAGGUUAGAUAGACUCUUUAUACUAUUAGAAACAGGAAGUAGUUCAGUUACAAGAAAAGCUGCUGCAAACCAACUAGGACAAGUGGUGAGAUUACAUCCCCAUGAACUUAAACCUUUAUUAGAACGAAUAUCUACAUACUUACGAAGUUCAUCAUGGGAAACUCGUAUAGCUGCUUCUCAAGCCAUUGAAGCUGUUGUUAAACAAAUUCCUCCUUGGUGUCCUAGUGGUUUACCGCCUGUUAAAUUAGAACUCUGUAAUGAUUUAUUGGUAGAUGAAAAAGAAAAUGAUGGAAAAUUAUCAUUUGAUACAUUUGAUUUAACCUCUAUUAUGAACAAUUGCUCUGCUUUAAUGGCUUCUCCAGAUAUUGAGCUACACAAUCUAGUUACUUCAGAAAAUGAUUCAGAAAAAAUUAUCAAAGAUCAGCAGCAAAUUAUUAACAAAACAUUGGGUCUAGAAAUUAUUGGUUCAGAUAUUAUCACAUCAGAUGAUAUAAUGAUUUUAUCAGCACCUUGUAAAACCAACUUAAAAAGACAAUUAAGUGAUGUAAUAAAUGUAAAUCCUGAUAUUGAUAAAAGUUCCAGAGAAACUAAUUGUGAUAGACGGAAAGCUCGUUUAGCUGAACUGAAUAAUAAACUAGUCAGAUCUGUAUCUUUAGAUGCUGGUUUCACUGGGACUUCAAAUUUAAACAAAAAGAUUAAAUUAAUUGAUGAUAGUGAAGAGGUUGAAGUUGAUUGGCCUUUUAAAGAUUUCAUGAACACAUUACUUAGAGAUUUAUUUAAUACAAAAUGGGAAAUACGUCAUGGUGCUGCAACUGCUAUCCGUGAAAUUAUUAAACAUCAUGGUCGAGGAGCUGGAAAAGCUAGUAAUUUACCGUCGGAUCAAAUGGAAACUCAUCAUCAAGCGUGGUUAGAAGAUAUUGGCUUAAGACUAUUAUGUGUCCUUGCAUUAGAUCAUUUUGGUGAUUUUCUUGGUGAUCAAGUUGUAGCGCCUGUCCGAGAAACAUGUGCUCAAGCUUUAGGAUUUGUUGUUAAAUUAAUGUCUGAAGAAAAUGUUUUAAAUAUAAUUCAUGUACUUAUAACACUUAUUCAACACACUGAUUGGACAACCAGACAUGGUGGAUUACUGGGAUUGAAAUAUCUACUAGUUGUUAGAAAAGAUCUCAUUGAAAAAAUAUUACAUUUAUCGUUUCCAUUUAUAUCCAAGUCUCUUAUGGAUACUGUAGAUGAUGUUAGUGCUGUAGCUGCAUCUGCUUUAUUACCAAUAGUCGAUUAUAUGAUUAGAUGUGAUGAAAAAUGGGUGUCCGAUGUAAUAUCUAUUUUAUGGCAAAUGUUGGCUAUUCAAGAUGAUUUAACGGCAUCUUGUAAUAACUUUAUGACCUUAUUAGCUGCAUUGUUUAGUCUUCCAUCUGGGAAAUUAUUGACAAAUGAACCAAUUCUCCAUGUAUUACCUCGACUUUGGUCAUUUUUAUCACACAAUGCUACUCAAGUGCGAUUAGCUACUAUGAAAUCCUUAAUGACUUUAACUUCAACUCAACAACUUACAAAUUCUGAUAGUGCUGAAGAUAUUAAAUUACUUCAAAACUCUAUGAGGCAUAUUUUCCAAAGAGCUAUGGUUGAACCUGAUGAAGAAAUACAAAAAAUUAUUAAAAAGGUUUGGAGUAACUUGAUAAAUAAUAGUAGCCUAACAGCCCUUUUAAAUGCUGCUUGUCCUUACAUUGGAUUAUGGUUGGCAAUGACAAUGCAAUCAGAAAAAAUCCCAUAUGAUAAUUCUACUAUCAUACCAUAUAUUUCAACUGGACAUAAUAAAGUAGAUAAUGUAUCUAAUCCAACUUGUGAAACCGGUAUGGAUAUCAAAUACUAUAUUGGUGGAAAUGAGACUAUUCCUGUAGAUCUAAGAGAAAAAAAUGCAAUUAAAGCUAGACAUUUAGGAGCAGAAAUGUUAGGUUUACUAUCUUGUUUUAUUAUAAAACCAGCACCUAAUGUAUGUUAUGUAAAUGAAAAUGACUCGCCAGUUACAUGCUAUACAAAAUUACUAAUUAGUAAUCUAGAAUCUAAUGUGGGUAUGCAACAACGAAUGGCUUCUAUUGUAAUAUCGAAUUGGUGUAAACUAGAAAAACUAGAAGAUGUAGCUUCAAAAAUAUUAACUGAAAAAUUAACAGAAUGCAUGAACCGUAUUAUCUAUUAUGAUGAGAUGUCAUACUCAAUUACAAGACUUAUACAAGAUGCACAUGACUUUCUUGCAUCAUUGAAACAUUAUAAUAUGACAACUCCACAUCAAUUAAGCCAAAUUGUAACUUUGGAACAUAUUGAACUACUUACUGGAUCAGAAACUAAACUCUUAAUUUCAUCGUUAAAACUUAGACCUAAAAUAAUUGAGCAACUUGAAGAAAGACGUCUUUCUUUAAAUCAAUCACAUAAACAAAUAAAUUCAGAUCUCAUUUCUUUAACUGUGUCAACUAAAGCAUCAAUAGCAUGUGCAUUAACUAUGCUUCAGUGUUUACCUGAAAAAAUACGCCCUAUUGUUAAGCCAUUAAUGGAGUCUAUAAAAAAAGAAUCAAAUGAAAUGUUACAACACUUGUCUGCUGAACAUUUGGCUAUUUUGAUGGACUUAUGUGUUGAUCGAUCUUCAUGCCCUAACACUACAAUAAUUAAUAACUUAUGUUCUUUUCUUUGUGUUGAUCCAGAGUUCACACCUAAAAUAGGUACUGAUGACAAAAGAAAAUAUCAGUUGAUUCUCAUGCACCAAAAAAUUUUACAAAAUGCUGAAAAAUUGUUAAUGAAACGUAAUGGACCGCGAGGUUCAGGAAGACCACCAGUACACUGUGAUAUAAAUGUAGAAAUUGUGUUAAGCGAUGAAGACCAGGAACAUAAAUUAAGUAAUAAUAUUCAAAAGAGAGGAGCAUUAUAUGCCUUACAAACUAUUUGCUUGCGUUUUGGAGAACAUCUACAAAGUAAACUACCUAGACUUUUCGAAAUAGUAUAUAAUAGUAUAAAAAAUAUUAAAUUUCCGGAAAAUGAUCCAAAUUUGAAUACCUUUAAAGAUAAAGAUGAAGAAGCACAAGAAUUAAUUAAAAAUUUACAAGUAUUUGAAGUUGUAUGUUCAAAAAUGCAUAAAUGUUAUGUUACGAAGCUUUUAGAGUUAUUGCCAAUUUUUACCAAGCUUAUUAUUCAUCCAUAUUCAGCAGUCAGGCAUAUAGUUGCUCGCUGUUUAGCUGCAUCUGUUGAACUGAAUUCUGUUACCACUAUGACAAUUAUUGUAAAAGAUGUAUUGCCACUUCUUGAUGCACCUGAUUCUGAUGUAAAACGAAAAGGGGCUAUUGAAGCAGUUGUUUGUAUUGUUGAGAAAUUACAAUUUGAAAUAGUUCCUUAUAUUGUAUUAUUAGUCAUCCCACUUUUAGGCCGUCUAAGUGAUCAAGAAGAAAAUGUUCGUAAAAUGUCAUCUCAAUGUUUUGCAAACCUUAUUCAAUUAAUGCCACUUGAUGGCAGUGUACCUACUCCGCCAAAUUUAAGUGAUAAAAUGAAUACAUUAAUUCAAUCACAGCGAACAUUUUUAGAUCAACUUUUUAAUCCUAAUCAAAUAAAUGAUUUCAAAGUUCCUAUAGUAAUAAACACUAAAUUAAGAUCCUAUCAACAAACUGGAGUGAAUUGGUUAGCCUUUUUGAAUAAGUACAAGUUACAUGGAAUUUUAUGUGAUGAUAUGGGCUUAGGCAAAACCAUACAGUCAUUGUGUAUACUUGCUAGUGAUCAUUACAAUAAAAAUGAAAAGUAUAAGGAAACCAAAAGUCCAGAUUCAGUUCCUUUACCAUCUAUAGUUGUUUGUCCCCCUACAUUAAUUGGCCACUGGACUCAUGAAGUACAUAAGUUUAUUCCAAAUAACAUACUAAAACCAUUACAAUACUCUGGUUUGCCUUUAGAAAGACAAAAAUUACGCUUAUAUGCUGACAAAUAUAACUUAUUUGUUGUUUCAUAUGAUAUUGUGCGCAAGGAUAUUGAAUUUUUUUCAAAAAUAAAAUUCAAUUACUGCAUACUAGAUGAAUGUCAUGUUAUCAAAAAUGGGAAAACUAAGGCUAGUCAAGCUAUUAAACAAUUAAAAGCAAAUCAUCGAUUAGUUUUAUCAGGAACUCCAAUUCAAAAUAGUGUUCUUGAGUUAUGGUCACUAUUUGACUUCUUAAUGCCUGGUUUCUUAGGCACAGAAAAACAAUUUUCUGCAAAAUAUAGUAAACCAAUAUUAGCUAGUAGAGAUGCUAAGUGUUCAUCUAAAGAACAAGAAGCCGGAGUUUUAGCUAUGGAAGCAUUACAUCGUCAAGUUUUACCUUUUGUGUUACGUAGAAUGAAAGAAGAUGUGUUAAGUGAUCUGCCACCUAAAAUAACUCAGGAUUACUAUUGUGAUUUGAGUCCUAUUCAGCAACAACUUUAUGAAGACUUUUCAAGAAUCCAUAUACAUAAGAAAUUAUCAGACUCUAACGAACCUAACAAUUCUCACUCUUUAAUUAAAAAUAAUAUGUUACAGGCAUUGCGUUAUUUACAAAAUGUAUGUAAUCAUCCAAAACUUGUACUAACUCCACAACAUCCUCAAUAUUCUCAUAUACUUCAGCAAAUUUCAGAAUCUAAUUCUAGUUUAACUGAUAUUCAACAUGCUGCCAAAUUACCAGCUCUCAAACAACUUUUAACAGACUGUGGUAUUGGAUUAACGAACAAUGAUGAAUCUGUAAUAAGCCCACAUAGAGCUUUAAUUUUCUGUCAACUGAAAUCUAUGCUGAAUAUAAUUGAAAAUGAUCUCUUCAAAGUUCAUAUGCCAAAUGUUAGUUAUCUUCGUCUAGAUGGUAGUGUGCCUGUAUCUCAAAGGUAUGCACUCGUUAAUCGGUUUAAUGUUGAUCCAUCAAUUGAUACACUUAUAAUGACUACUCAAGUUGGAGGCUUAGGUCUAAAUUUAACUGGAGCAGAUACUGUAAUAUUUGUAGAACAUGAUUGGAGUCCUAUGAGAGAUCUACAAGCUAUGGAUCGAGCACAUCGUAUUGGUCAAAAAAAGGUAGUCAAUGUAUACCGUUUAAUUACUAGAUCAACACUUGAAGAAAAAAUAAUGAACUUUCAAAAAUUUAAGCUAAAAACUGCUAAUACAGUUAUAUCAUGUGAAAAUUCAAGUCUUCAAACAAUGGGAACUGAUAAAUUAUUAGAUUUAUUUUCUUUGGAUGAUCCAUCGAAAGAAAAAAAUAAACUUAGUUCUUCAAGUGGUUCCAUUAAAUCUGUUCUUGAAACUUUGCCAGAACUUUGGGACACCAAGAUUUAUGAUGAUGAAUAUGAUUUAAAUAGUUUUAUUCAAACACUAAAUGAUACUUAAUUGUACAGUUUGAAUAAAAUGUUGUAUAUAAACUUUAUGUUUACUUUUCUUUUCUAUAACUUAUAGUUGAAAGUGUCUAGUGAAAAUAAACCAAAAAUUAGGCUUUUAAAUUGUAAUUAUACUGUAGUUAUUUAACCAUAGUUGUUUGAAAUUUUUUGUACUCAUUUAAUAAAUGCUUUUGUAUUGAA